Messenger RNA from Phytophthora nicotianae INRA-310, 174 nucleotides. RefSeq lists its product as hypothetical. The coding region runs from base 1 to 174 and encodes 57 amino acids. The transcript is spliced from 4 exons. The record is from RefSeq and is a predicted model, not a curated record. NCBI's taxonomy places the organism in Eukaryota, Oomycota, Peronosporomycetes, Peronosporales, Peronosporaceae.
AUGAAUCCGCUCAGCUCAUCCGUAUUCGAACUGGAUUUGAAUGCGUCCAGCAAUGCUGGCAGCAUGUUCAUAUUCGCUGACUUUCAAGAGCGUAGUUGUUUCGAUGUCUCGUGUGGAUACCAGGAGAAUGCUGACAAGACCAGAGAGCCCAUUGAUCUGGAAAUCUUUAGUUGA